Molecule: messenger RNA, 1351 nt
Organism: Amborella trichopoda
Lineage: Eukaryota; Viridiplantae; Streptophyta; Magnoliopsida; Amborellales; Amborellaceae
Product: B-cell receptor-associated 31-like protein
Biological process (GO): endoplasmic reticulum to Golgi vesicle-mediated transport; intracellular protein transport
Cellular component (GO): endoplasmic reticulum; endoplasmic reticulum membrane
Source: RefSeq, a predicted model, not a curated record
CGACCCGCCGUUCGUCUCUUCCUUUUCGGUCAUUUAAAAAUGUAGUCAUCCUGCACCUUGCUUCCGCUUUCAUUGCGCCUCGACGAUCCCAAAAAGUCUCUCUCUCUCUCUCUCUCGCCACAUGCUCUGGUCCGUCCCACUCAUUCACCUCAUGAACUUCCAAUAGGAAAGCCUCCCUGAACGUGACCGGUUGGUUUGUUACAACAAAUCUUAAAAUUCAAUUCACCAAUCUCCAGUUUUAGAGAGAGAAAACGCUCUCUGGUUUUAUCAUCCGAUUGGAAGGAGGAGGACACGAGAAUCCUCUGUUUCAGGAGUGAAUUGUGAGGAUGAUUCAGCUCCUGUUCGCUCUUUUGUUUGGAGAAGGGCUUCUGAUCCUUCUUCUGCUGGUGAGAACUCCUCUGAGAAAGCUUGUUCUUCUAGGAUUGGAUCGGGUGAAGAGAGGGAGGGGCCCUGCUGUUGUCAAGACGCUCGCUACUACCGUUUUUGUUGUGUUGGUUUCCAGUGUUAACAGUGUGAUGAAGAUCCAGAGAAGGGCAUCAGCUGUGGGUUCGAUCACUCCUACUGAUCAGGUUCUUAUGAGCAAGCACAUGCUCGAGGCCUCAAUGAUGGGAUAUGCCCUUUUCCUUACGCUGAUGAUCGACCGAAUGCACCACCAUAUGACGGAACUGCGUAUAUUGAGGAAGCAGAUCAGAAGUUCAGGAGAGGGAAAAAGUGCUGGAGGUUCUGGGGAUAACAGUAAUAGUAACAGAAGGGCAUUGGAAGAAGACAUAGCAGCUUUGCAAGAGAAGGUGAAGGAGUUGCAGUUGGAGUCUGAGGCAAAGGAUAGAGAGGCAAAGACAGCUGAGACCAAUGCUAUGGCUUUGAGGAAGCAGUCAGAGGGCUUCCUUCUCGAGUAUGAUCGUCUGUUGGAAGACAAUCAGAACCUCAGGAGCCAGUUGCAGUCUGUAGACCGAAGAUUGUCUCAUUCAGAUAGCAAAAAGAACAUAUUUCCAUAGUUAGUCGGCGAGAAAACCAAACAUUGGAAGAAAAGGGCCUCUGAAAAGUUUGACUGGCACUAGUUCACCGAAGCAAAACAUGACACGGGAGAAAAAGGCCUGAAGAAUGAUUUCUAAUGGUGUACGAUGGACAAAAGUGGAGACAAGGUCUCUCAGAAACUUGGCCGGAACCGAAAAUACAACUUUUCUUGACUGAAGUUAAAGGUUGAUAAGGAGCUAGGGCAGCCUCAGUAAUGGUCUUUUAUAUAGAGCCGAGGCUCUAAACAAUCAAAUUGGAGCCUACUACAAAAGUUUCACUGGAAGUCGUUGUUUUGAUGCCCAAAUAUCCUCAAACUGAUCAUCUCGACAUCAAGAUG